This is a messenger RNA of Dictyostelium discoideum AX4, 1044 nucleotides long. RefSeq lists its product as hypothetical. The record is from RefSeq and is a predicted model, not a curated record. Lineage: Eukaryota; Evosea; Eumycetozoa; Dictyosteliales; Dictyosteliaceae. The transcript has a single exon. Bases 1 to 1044 code for a protein of 347 amino acids.
AUGUCCACCAAGCCAGUUAGCUUAACAAAAGAAAUAAUUUAUAAAAUAAAUAAUUUUUUAAAAGAUAAAGAUACUUUCACCCCAUUUAAAAUCAAAGAAAAAGUAUAUGAUAAUAAUAUUUCCUUCACAACAAUCCAAGAUAAUUAUGGUUAUAAUAUUAAUUGUUUACAAGGUGACAAUUUGUGUUUAAAGGGUGCAUCCAAAAAUACCAUCAAAAUUUCAGUAUACGCGUCGUUUUCAGAUUUUUGGGGACAUGCUUAUUUCUUACAUUAUCAUCUUGGACACGCACCAGCACAUAAAAUUUUAAAGAUACUUAAAGAACUUAAACUUGGAUUUCCAAAAAUGAAUAAUGAUAUUUCAAAUUAUUUAAUGAUCAUUUGUCCCAUGUGCGUUCAUUCUAACCGUAAAAAUUUCAGUUCAAAAAACUUCGACCAAAAUGAAUAUUACAAAAUAUGUGAAUGUAUUGGUAUGGAUCCAGCACUCCUUAUACAACCACAAAUAAUAAAUCCACUUAACAAUGUAAGAGGCAAUGAAGAAUCAAUGACAUUUUCUUUUCUCACAGAUCCAACUCCAACUGCGUACCUCGGCGAACCCACCCAAAUAAUAAAUGUACCACCAACAUAUGAUUACCAAAUCAUAAAUAGAGAGAUAUCAGAUGAAAUAGAGCCAUUGAUUUUUAAACCAAUCAUCAAUAAUUUAAAAAUAUUUCCUGCCGAUUUGAAUGAUAUUCCAAUGUCUGCUUCCGUUCCAGAGCUUUUCGCUGAACCAUACCUACAUGUUUUCAAAUCGUUUCCUCUUUAUAAAUCAAGUACUUUUGUUAUUUGUAUCGGUCGUUUUAAGAAUAUUGAAAAUGAGAAUUUACCCUUUUAUUUAAUAAUAGCUGUAGAUAUAGACGAUAUUAAAAAUAAUGACCAUAUUCUAUUAAAUUAUAGACCUUUGUUACAAGAUCAAAUAAAUGGAAAUUUUCAUUUAUUUGCAGAAUUUAACCACAAAGAACACUCAAAAAAAAAAUUAAUAGAAAUUGUACCAUUCGCCAAUUUGUAA